Messenger RNA from Canis lupus familiaris (dog), 1654 nucleotides. It is a transcript of the gene IL3RA, whose product is annotated as interleukin 3 receptor subunit alpha. The record is from RefSeq and is a predicted model, not a curated record. Lineage: Eukaryota; Metazoa; Chordata; Mammalia; Carnivora; Canidae. Gene Ontology annotation, biological process: cytokine-mediated signaling pathway; immunoglobulin mediated immune response. Gene Ontology annotation, cellular component: external side of plasma membrane; membrane. The transcript is spliced from 12 exons. Gene Ontology annotation, molecular function: cytokine receptor activity; protein binding. The coding region runs from base 359 to 1639 and encodes 426 amino acids.
CGCGGCGCGGCUGACCCGGGCUCGCCGGGCAGGGACGGUCACCCGGGGAGAGGCGCCCGCCCGCAGGGUCACGGCGGCGCCCGAGCCUCAUUGGGUCGCGGUUUGCGGGGUGGGGCCCCUCGCGGGGACCAUAAAAAGGCGGAGGACGGGGACCUGGCUUCGCUGUCGCCUUGGGGACGGUUCCUCCGGCACAGCUGCGAAGGCUGCACAGGCGGACGCGUCUGGGGUCCCGCCCCGCGCCCUCCGCGCCCUCCGCGCCCCGUGCGCCCCUGCACCCCCCGGGCAGGCCGGCUGCGGUUCGCACGCGGGGCUGUCCCUGCCUCCCAGCGCACGGCCCCUGCUCGGGAGCGGCGGCGCCAUGGCCUUGCUGUGGCUCGCGGUGCUUGUGAUGUCUGUCUGUCUGCUGCGCUCCGAGAAAGAUCCAGAUUCACCGAUUAAGAACCUCAGGAUGGAGCCGGGAAGCAGGAGACUGACCUGGGACCUCAGUGGAAAUGUCUCUGAAAUUAAGUGUUUCAUCAACUCAAAAUAUAUCACUAAGGCCAUCGACAGCCGUUACUGCCAGUUUUAUGUGCUUCCCUUAUGUGAAGUGAAAAACUUCACCAUCUCCGUGAAGCAAGACCCGCCGUUCUCCACGGGGCUUCAGUACGUCCCGCGAGGUGCAGAAGGAAAGCCGGCGGCGGCCGCGCGGGGCCUGGACUGCUGGGUGCACGACGUGGACUUCCUGACGUGCAGCUGGGAGGUGGGCAGGGCGGCCCCCGGCGACGUGCAGUACCGCCUGUACUGGCGGGACCUGAAGGCCUACCGCGAGCAGGAGUGUCCGCGAUACGAGGCGGACGAUCGGGGCGUCCACGUCCGGUGCCGGUUCGAUGACGUGUCCAGGUUGCAGAGGCACAUCCAGUUCUGGGUGAACGGCACCAGCCGACGCUCCGGAAUCCCCUGCUCCGACCUCUGUGUCGAAUUACCGGAAAUCGAGAGAUUAAGUCCACCCCACAUCACUGCAACGUGUAAUAAAUCCUAUUCAAUGAUGGAGUGGAAAGUAUUAAGCCACUUCAAUCACAGAUUUCUGUAUGAACUUCAAAUACAAAAGGGCACCGAUCCUGCGUCCACGGAGAAGCUCUACGAAAACCACUUCGUGAUUUACAAUCCCGGAAACUACGUGGCGAAACUAAAGGUGCAGGGUUUCUUCCGCAAAGACUGGAGCGAAUGGAGCGCCCCCCAACUCUUUGUGUGUGACCCCAAGGAUGAGCACCGCCGUGACUGGCUGGUGUCAGUACUGGUCUUGCUGGGGACACUGCUGGUCCUGGGACUCGUGGCCCUGCUGUGUAGAAGUUUUGCAGAAACUCUUCCCUCCCAUCCCUCACAUGAAGGACCCCAUCACGGACAACCUCCAGAGCCCCAAGCUGGAGCACUGGGACACCAGCAGAGCCAGCCAGGAGGACUGUCCGGUGGCCGAGGUGCACAUUUUGGGGGAAACAUGAAGCGGGACCUCAGACGUCCUUCCCCGAUUGGCCAGGAGCCCGGAGGAGGGAGCCCGGAGGAGCGUAGUGGGCUGGGGAGGGAACACCUGUGUCAGGCUCAUCGUGUAAAUAAAGGCCUCUUGCACCCAGUCCCUGAACUCCGGGGAGGGGGAUCCAGAUAGUCAUGUGGGGCCCUG